Vicugna pacos (alpaca) is the source of this 3858-nucleotide messenger RNA. The record is from RefSeq and is a predicted model, not a curated record. NCBI's taxonomy places the organism in Eukaryota, Metazoa, Chordata, Mammalia, Artiodactyla, Camelidae.
AAGGCGGUCUCUGUGCGUGUUCGGGUGCGUGACACGGAUCCCCAGCUGCGAGUUACAUUUCCAUUUCUUCUUCUUUCCCCCUCCUUUUUCGUCUUCCACGCCGCCGUCCCCGGAAUGCGUCCCUGCGUCCCCCCUCUCCCCACACUCCCGACCCUUCUCAUUUGACCCUCUGUCUCAUUCCCAAUGUGUCCCUAUUCCGUCUUUCCCGGUCUCCACUAUCCCCACCCCCGUUGUUGUUAUUUUGGUUGCUUUGUGUUUGCCUUUUGCUUGUUGUGCUUUCCGGCUUCUGUGUGGUUUUGUUUUGUUUUGUGGUUUUGCUUUUUUGGUUUUGUGGUUUUUUUGGUUUGGUUUGUGUCGCCUGCAGCUGCAGAGCAACCUCUUCGCCAGCCUAGACGAAACGCUGCUGGCGCGGGCCGAGGCGCUGGCGGCCGUGGACAUCGCAGUGUCCCAGGGCAAGAGCCACCCGUUCAAGCCGGACGCCACGUACCACACGAUGAACAGCGUGCCAUGCACGUCCACGUCCACCGUGCCGCUGGCACACCACCACCACCACCACCACCACCACCAGGCGCUCGAGCCCGGUGACCUGCUGGACCACAUCUCGUCGCCCUCGCUCGCGCUCAUGGCCGGCGCCGGCGGCGCGGGCGCAGCGGGUGGCGGCGGAGGCGCCCACCAGGUGGCGGCGGCGUCGGCGGCGGCGGCCGUGGUGGGCGCGGCGGGCCUGGCGUCCAUCUGCGACUCGGACACGGACCCGCGCGAGCUCGAGGCGUUCGCGGAGCGCUUCAAGCAGCGGCGCAUCAAGCUGGGCGUGACGCAGGCCGACGUGGGCUCUGCGCUGGCCAACCUCAAGAUCCCGGGCGUGGGCUCGCUCAGCCAGAGCACCAUCUGCAGGUUCGAAUCGCUCACGCUGUCGCACAACAACAUGAUCGCGCUCAAGCCCAUCCUGCAGGCGUGGCUGGAGGAGGCCGAGGGCGCGCAGCGCGAGAAAAUGAACAAGCCCGAGCUCUUCAACGGCGGCGAGAAGAAGCGCAAGCGGACUUCCAUCGCCGCGCCCGAGAAGCGCUCCCUGGAGGCCUACUUCGCGGUACAGCCCCGGCCCUCGUCCGAGAAAAUCGCCGCCAUCGCCGAGAAACUGGACCUCAAAAAGAACGUGGUGCGGGUGUGGUUUUGCAACCAGAGACAGAAGCAGAAGCGGAUGAAAUUCUCCGCUACUUACUGAGGGGGAUGGGAGGUGCCGGGCCGGGCAGAGCGAGGAGCUGAAGGGGCGUUUCUGGGGGUCUUUCCUCGGGCCUGCUUCCCCUCGGAUUUGGAGUGUCCGUUAUCCUGCUUGCAUUUGGGGAGGCCCUCCUGGAGCGCUCUCCUCCGCCUCCUCUCUGCUGUCCCUGCCCUUACCCUCUCCCACCCUAGAGGACAGGGGUGCCGGGUAUGGACACAGGAGAGAAGGGCGGGGGGAGAAGGGGGAGCAUUUGGGUGAGUGGGGAGUUGGGGGAAGGAAAGCGGAGACUGGAGGAGGGGUUUUGAGGAGCAGGAUGGAUCUGGGGGUUGGGGUGGGGGGAACACUUGGGAAGGGUAGGGAAAUGGACUGUUUUUGACCAGAGACACUUAUUAAAAUCUCCUGGGGACCAAGGAACUAUGUACAAAAAACAAACCUACCAACCACCAAAAACUAGACAAAUAAAGACAAAUUAAAACAAAACAGAACAAAAGCAAAGAAAAAUGCUUUUGAAAUUUAACUCCAGAGAGCCGUAUUCUGCAGCCUCGUUUCCCCCUAAGGAAGAGAAAAAAAGAGCACCACCAUUAUUACCACAGCCCCAGUCCUACACACGAACUGAGUCAAAAACCGAAAACCAAACGAACCGGAAGGUGAAAUUCUGGGUGUCGAAGCUAGUUGUUUUGUCCGUGUGUUUAAUUUUCCUUCUAAGACUCACUUACACCCCAUCCAAGUCCUCUUUGAUUUAUUUUCUCUUUUGCAAUGAGACUCCGAUGGCUGCUCUCCUUUGCCAGCCAUUGAGUGAGAACACAUCUGAAGGAAGUGGGGGUGGCUGCUUGUUUAGUUAAAGUUCAAGUUUCCCAGUGACCCAGCCUCUAAUCCUGUGGCCUGGUCCCGGUCGGGUGGAGGUCUGUAGGGAGAACGAGGCAGUCUUUGAGCUGACUAAAAGGCAGAAUUUAGAGGCUCCGAGAUAUUUAUUUUAUUCUAGAAAAAUAAAACAAUUUUAACCAGGUUUUGCUCUUUCCAUUUUUGCUCUUAUAUCUAAGACCUAGAAAAUGGAUCGUUUCAAAAUAAGCUUUUUUCCCCACUCAGAACUUGCUUGCCCUUUCAUUUAUUUAUUUAUUUAUUUAUUUGAGUGUGGUUUAUUUUAAACUAUAUACUGAUUAUUUUUUCCUAUUGAUUCAAAUAGCCUAACGGGGUAGUAGACGGUAGGAGAGAUACUCUGUCGCAUUUUCUCCACAGAACAGGACUCAUCUUGCUCUUCUAGGUCCCCUUUCCUUCUCUCUUGGAGAACAUGAAAUCAUUGAAAUGUUGAGAAGUUUCUGCUUUCACUUGGAGCAGGACUUGUCUGUGAGAGAAUCAACCAAAUCCCAUAUGAGAGGAAGACAGGUUUAACCCUCCAUUUGUUUCAAAAGGGCCUGCAUGUUGGGGGGCAAAGCAGAACAACUAUUUCAUUAUUGUUAUUAUUAUUACUAUUAUUAUUAUUAUUCAAAAGUAAUUUAUUGCUGGGGAUAAAUGUUGGGUAGCAAGAACUUUAAUUUGCACUAUCAAUCUCCCAAAUAUAGAAAAUCAUGUAUAGUAUUUCAUAGUAAUAAUUAAGGUACUUUAUGAACUGCUGGUGGAUUUUUUUAAAUGACAAAAAAAAUUGAAGGUGGUUAGGUAAAAUGCCUGCUUGGUGCACAAGUCACUCUUUUGAUCUCGGGUGGAGAUGGUGUGUUACUAUCCUUUAAUAAGAACUAAAAAAUUGAAAACAGAACACAUGAAAAAAGAAAAAAAACCUGCCAUUUAACAAGACUGAAAUCAUGCAUGAUCUGAAAGGUACAGAAAGAAACACAAGUAGGUCUCACUCUGGUUAGGCAUUAUUUAUUUAAUUACGUUGUAUAUCAUUGUUUGCAGCGCAAACAUUCUAUGCAUUUGAAACUGAGCACUAAACUGGGCUAGCUUUCUGAUAGACCGUUUUGUGGAUAGUGUGAUUUCACAGUCUACUGCCUGUUUUCACCGAAAACACACCAUUCUUGUCAUAUUCUUGUAUUUAGAGGAAAAGGGAAGAAAAGGAAGAUUACUGUAAAUAUUUUCUUUAAUGCACACAUUCACACAGUGGUUACAAAUUGCCCGUGUUAAUCCUGAAAUGUCUCACGGAUUGAUCUACCUACCCAUGUAUGUCUGCUGAGCUUUUUCCUUGGUUAUGUCUUUGCUCUAUUAUCUUUCCUCCUCCCCACUCCUAUCAGAAUCACUUCUGUGCACCAGAAUACCACAGGGGGAUGUGUCCCAGUACACUUACAAAUAAACCAUAACUGAAAGAAGAGCAGUUUUAUGAUUUGGGUGCAUUUUUGUGUUUAUACUGGGCCAAGUCCUGGUAGAGCCGGUCAACAAAUGAGACUCAAUUCAACCAAAAAUACGGGGAUGGGGAGGAUGUUGAAAGGGGGGUGAAAAGAGGGGAAAGGAUAAGAAUGAUGUAUUUUUCUGCUGAAACCGAAUUCACUUUCAGAUAACUCGUGUGAAAGCGGUGCUCUGAAUAAAAUGAAUUCUAUAUUAGUUGCCUGUGUUUAUCAAAGUUUUUUUUUUAACUGCAGAAACCCUCCAAACACAGCCCUCACUUCAGAGUGGUGGAAGGUAAUAAAUAACCAGAUACCCCCUAAUAUAUUUAA